AUGGAGAGCUCUCGCUACUUCGCCCUGCUAGGAGCCGCUUUAUUGUUGCUUGCGGGAGUCCACAGUCAGGAAGAAGGCGAACUUCAACCUCGAGCUUUGGAUCUCUAUUCCACCGUGGAGGAAACGUCCCACGAAAAGGAGCUGAUUGAAGCACUGCAGGAAGUCCUGGAGAAGCUGAAAAGCAAACGGCUCCCACAUUAUGAGAAGAAGUAUGGUCAAGUUCCCAUGUGUGAUGCAGGAGAGCAGUGUGCAGUGAGAAAAGGUGCCAGGAUUGGAAAACUCUGUGACUGUCCCAGAGGAACAUCUUGCAAUACUUUUCUCUUGAAGUGCUUGUAA
Molecule: messenger RNA, 336 nt
Organism: Protobothrops mucrosquamatus (brown spotted pit viper)
Lineage: Eukaryota; Metazoa; Chordata; Lepidosauria; Squamata; Viperidae
Gene: CARTPT
Product: CART prepropeptide
Exons: 3
Coding region: 1-336 (111 amino acids)
Biological process (GO): adult feeding behavior; cellular response to starvation; negative regulation of appetite
Molecular function (GO): neuropeptide hormone activity
Source: RefSeq, a predicted model, not a curated record